AUGUACUCAAAGGUCGUCUGCAAACUGGAGUUUACAAAUGUCAAAUGCAAUAUGCUGGAUAGAAAAUUCGGCAACUUUGAACAGUGCUAUCUGAAGGCGCAGAAUCGCACCUAUAAAUAUAUUUCAAUCAAAGCUCUUCUAUAUCAGAAACCAGUUACCCAAUUUAAGGUAAAUUUUGCAUUGUAUAAACGCUCCAAUGGGCUACAACCGAUCAGCAUUAACACGACCAUAGACGGCUGUAAGUUAUUACACAAGAACGGGAAUACCUUGGCUUUGUUUCUCUUUGGCCUGUUCAAGACGUACUCGAACAUCAACCAUUCGUGUCCAUUCGAUGCAAGUAUCCAAAGCAACAGGAUUAUUGAUGGUCCAUCACUCAUUUGUUUUUUGUACACUCUGCAGCAUGAUGUGAGAGUGGAAAAGCUGCCCACCACAUUCGUGAUGAAUCACAUGACAAUGUUCUUGCCCUUUCCCGCCGGUGAUUAUGUCUUUAACACCAAUUGGAUUGCCAAUGGCGCACAUCGGGCUAGUGUCAGGGUGCAUGCAACUCUAGACUAA
This is a messenger RNA of Drosophila guanche, 555 nucleotides long. RefSeq lists its product as uncharacterized. The transcript is spliced from 2 exons. The coding region runs from base 1 to 555 and encodes 184 amino acids. The record is from RefSeq and is a predicted model, not a curated record. Lineage: Eukaryota; Metazoa; Arthropoda; Insecta; Diptera; Drosophilidae.